This is a messenger RNA of Paracoccidioides brasiliensis Pb18, 1011 nucleotides long. RefSeq lists its product as uncharacterized. The record is from RefSeq and is a predicted model, not a curated record. The transcript has 5 exons. The coding region runs from base 1 to 1011 and encodes 336 amino acids.
AUGGCGAACCCAAAGCUUGUUACAGUUUUUGGUGCAACAGGCAACCAAGGCGGCGCUGUUGUGCAGUCACUUCUCCGCAAUAGCGCGGAUUUCCGUGUCCGAGGAAUCACCCGCAGCCCAGAUUCGGAAAAGUCGAAGGAACUGGCUAAAGCUGGCGUCGAGGUUGUUAAAGCAGAUGGCUUUAAGAAGGAGGAGUUGGUAAAUGCAUUUAGAGAUAGCUGGGCAAUCUUUGCCAAUACCAACUCUGAUGAUCCGACAUUUGACGAUCCAAAUGGGCCUACAGAGCUGGAUCUUGGUCGUAUCAUCGUUGAUGCAGCAAAUGAAGUUGGCGUGGAGCAUUUCGUGUAUAGCUCGGCGGGCUGUGUGAGUGAAAUUACAAACGGAGAGGUGAAGCUGGAUAUGAUGGACCACAAGAACAAAAUCGAGCAGCAUGCCCGCAAUAGUCCUAAUAUCAAGAAUGUAACAGCCAUAAAUGCAGGCUGGUAUUUCGAAAACUUCAUGUCACCAUUCAUUGCGGAGGUGAUGGGCGGAUUUCCCUUCGAGACUGAUUCGGAAGGUUAUGUCACUCUCUCUCAACCCUCGCCCGGUGGUGUAGGUCUUGUCCCAUUCAUUGCGAUCGAGGAGGAUUACGGGGAUCUUGUUCACGGUGUUUUGAUCGACCCAGACACCUGGAGUGGGAAAGUUAUUCAAGCAAUCAGUGAACUAGCGACCUUCCCAGAAAUUACCGAGGCAUUCACAAAAGUUACGAGCAAAAAGUCCCGAUAUGUUCCGAUCAAUUUAGAGAAGUUCCCCAUCAUGGAAGGCAUACGGGCUUUGGAAAGUAUUAAGAAUAUGUUUGCUUUCACUCAAUUGGUUGAUGGUCGAUAUUUCUCAAAUAUGGACUUUGAUGUUGAGCAGGCGAAGGCGCUAAAGCAGGUUGUACAAAAAGCACUGGCUGUCAGGGAGCCAAAGCCAUUAAUGACCUCAGAACAAUUCUUUACAAAGAUGUUCAGUCGGGAAAAGGCCGAGUAA